Molecule: messenger RNA, 4389 nt
Organism: Amoebophrya sp. A25
Lineage: Eukaryota; Dinophyceae; Syndiniales; Amoebophryaceae
Source: the annotation of a GenBank genome assembly
CAAGACCAGGUAAAUGAAUGAAAUGAAUGAGUUAGUUUUUGUCCUUCGCCUCUACGAGAAAUUCAUGAUAGUGUUUUUAGUUUCGUGGUCGUCCCUGGAAUUAUUGUAGCAGACUCGAGUUUGUAUGUUGCUCUCGCCCUUCUACAUGCCCAUGAUGAUGAUUUUCGUGCCCACCGGGGAUUCGUUCCUCCCUUACUUUCUCAUCGUAGGAAGUAGAAACCUGCUUGUGCUUGUGAUUACAUAAUUUGUAUUCGAUUGAUUUAAUCUGCUUUCGCUUUCGCAGGGCUUCUCCUCGAUUUACGGCCUCGCUUGCAUUUUGAACUGUCGGGGGAUUCAAACAGAGGUCUGUCAUAAAGCGCUAAUUCGAACUAACUCAGAUAACCUCUUGACAGUGUUUUUGUCUUGCAUCCGUGACGAUAUCGAUUUUGCGAUUCAAAUCAAAUACAAUGAUGUGUCUGCAUGUAGCUGGUUUAUCACGCAUGUUGUUAGAUAUAGAUGGUAAGAUAGAGUGUACGCAGUUAUGAUCAUCAUGAGUCUAUAAUUAAUAUAAUCACCGAAGCCUUCUACUUGCAUCCACGUUCAAUCCUUUUGGUCCACCAGAAAGAAGAAGAAUGGCCAUAAUGUUGCAAACUGUCGCAAGCAACAACCAAAACCGCACCAGCGAACUGUCAACAGGCGGGGAUGGCGAGUUCUGCCCACCGCCACGACUGAAGCUCAAAAAACUUCCGUCCCUUGACAAAGACAAUAGCGACGGAUUGACUGCUUUGAAAUCGAAAAGCGCCGUCCAUCUGAGUAGUACUAGAAAGACCGCUCGUUCACUCGCAGCGCUCGCACAUCUGAAAAUAGAUGUUCUUGCAUCAGAUCCGGAAAUCAAGACCAGUGUUCUUAAACCUGCAGCUGUAGCUAAAUCUGCUGGGUUAUCUUCGCCUACAUAUAUCGCUCCAAGAAACGGACCAUUGCUUGAACGAAAUGCUGGUGGUGAGGACGAAACCACUUGUGCGCUAGUAGGUGUUGGCAAUAAUGAAGGUGAAGAGGGCGUGAAGCCACUUGCGCGCUGCCGGUGCUUCGGUGGUGGUUUGAAGAUUCUGGUGGUCGGCGAUGGAGAUCUGUCGUUCUCGGCAUCUCUGGUGUCGCACGUGGAUGAUCCUUCGAAAGACGUGACUGCCACAGUUUACGAGACUGAUGCUGCUUUUGCUGAAAAAUACGGCACGAGCGGGCUUGGAAUAAAGCAUAAGCGCAUCGUUUGCGAGAACGGUGCGCGCCUAAUUCACGGCGUUGAUGCGACAGACCUAGAGCGCACCCUGUUGCGGCCUCGGGCGUCGCUGUCUUCGUCUGCAGCGACCGCAUUAGAUAACAGUACUUCGCGUGGUUUGUCGUCCCCGGUUCAUGGUACUAGCAGGCCAGAUAUUUCGAACCGCAAAUUCGAUGUCAUCAUCUUCAACUUUCCUUACCCUCUUCAUUUGGAGGAAGCACAGAAUAAGGCUGGAGGCUUGAAACACGAAGCGCAAAGCCUGGUGCGGAGCUUCUUCUUAAGAAUCUGAAUUGCUUCGGAAGAUGUCGUGGGUAUCUAUGUAUAAGUACUUAAUAACUCACGUGCACCUCGAACUUCACGUCCUACAUAAGUAUGACAAAACAUGCAAAUGUUGAUCUUAGUUCUCUACUGAUUCUUGUUCUUGUUCAAGCUCUAACGCUCCUUUCGGCGCGUGCACUAUUGACCACGGAAACGGGCGAGGUGCAUGUGAGCCUGGUGAAUAGACAAUUUGAUUCCUGGGGUGUCAACGCAAUCGCGCGCGAAUGCGAGCUGUAUCUUCAUGAGGUGAAAGGCUUCGACCGACAUCAUUGGGAGUACUACGGCUGUCGCUACGGCGACGAGCGCGAGUUGAAGAAACGGCCCAAGGCGAGUUACGUUCAGCAAUACAACGCGCGGACCUUCGCAUUCAGACGUCGGCUUCCGGGAGUUGCAGUCGAAGAGAUCAAUCCGGAUACCAAUCAGGUGCUGGGUAGUGAGGACGACCUACGAGCUCUGGAUCUCAUGCGACAGAAGAAGGAGCGCGACAUAGCUAACCGGAACCAGGCGGCGGCACUCUCCCGAGCUGCACAAUUGAAGCAAGUGAGCGCAGUGCACGCUCUGGUGCGGAAGCGCUUGCAGGCUGCGAAGAUGCGUCCGUUGCAACGCCCUGGCGGCGCUGCACCAAACAGGGUAGGGGCCGCUUGCGCAGCUGCGGGUGCGCACCAGUCGCAAAGCACAGUGAAGAUGUCGGGUGGCAGAAUAGCUUCGGUCGGCGCUACCCUAGCCGGUGGCCAGACAAAGGCCACCGCAACGCGAACGCCACCGAUACGACCUCUGUUUCCCCGAUCAUCAUCUCAACAACACUGUGAAGCCAGCCACUUCCCCUCUGCCCGAGGUCUUUAUGUGGCGUUCUCGACCGCUUCUGCACCAACCGUAAGCGGGACGACGGCAGGAGCUACAAAACACAUGACGGGCCCGCUGCGGCCACUCCGACCGGCGGGCUCAACUAGUGUCAGUGCCGUGGUCAAGCUUAGCCCCCUACGCCCAUUGAAACCAAAUAUAAUGACGAAAGUAGUGCGUAAAAGCAUCGGCCUGGUGAAGACUAAGGGAGCCAAAGUACCAGAUGCAACCCCCUCUGCUGCAGGUAGCAUCGUUGGCAACAAAAGCGGAACAGCAGCACGGGGUAGCAGCUCUACCUCUGUGAAACAAGCGGGCGGCCCCGGGGUCUCGGAACUGGUACAUAGAUUUCGUUCGAUGAAUCGCGCGUCCACCUCUGCUGAGGCGAUCAAAUGCGCGAUGAACAUCUCCGAUAGUGCAGGGCAAGACAUCAAUCGACAAUCGCCCAGUACAACCGCGAUCCUCCAGAGCAGAGUAGUUGGAGCAGGCGAUGCGCGGGGCCUGGGAGUUGGGCCGGAUGUAGGUCCGCCUCUUCGGCCCUUGAAGAGAGUAGUCAGUUCGUCAUCAGCUCAGGGCUUCCUGCCUUCGGCCGUUGGCAGCACUAGGGCUGGUUUUGCUGCAGCAACUACCUCAACGUCGUCUGGUGGUAGUCGUGGUUUUGCAGCGAACAACACGCAAAUGCAAAACCAAACAAGUGCUUUCUCUAUUCUCCCCGUUUCAUCGUUAAACACGAACCUUACUAGCAUGCCGCCAACCCGGCCAUCAACAACAUCUCCAGUAGUACAAGCGGCUGUGAACAAAUUUCCAAGAGUUCCUGGUGCUGGUGACCAGUCGACGCGCACUGCCUCGCAAUCUGCGGGUGCAAGCCGUACAUGCCAGCCGCCACCGCCUCCGGAAGGCCUUCUGAUGGCUGGAGGUGACGGCGCCAAGAUUCAGGCGGCAACUCGCGCUCUACUGUCGCAAGGAACGGGGGCGAAUCACAUCACGAGGGUAGGUGGAAAUGCACAAGUGAUCAAGGGAAACGACAAGAAAAAGAAAACGCAGCAGACCAGAAGUAUUGGCCAUUUUAUGCCAAAAACCAGUUCUGGUGGCGUCCCCUCACACCGAUAUCACGUUGCUGGAGCUUUUCACGACAAGGCCGCGAUCGCUGGGGUGGCAGCCGUGCAGCGCAACGGCAUCGCCGGCAGCGCAAUACCGGGAUUUAACGGCAACUACAACCGAACCAACGGCCUACACCCUCUGUCAAAUGCCGGUGACGUGACGCGUCCUCCUCCUCAGGGAGGGCUGUCUCACUUACCGCAACGUUUGGGGGGAGGCGGCAGUGGUUUUCACGCUACAGAAAACACUACAGGGCUGCAAACACAAACAGUAGUGGGGGUGCAGCAAGAUCGGAGAAAGGUACACAAGCAUACGCAACACCGCGGUGGUGCUACGUCGGGCAAAGGGGCCAAUGCGAACGCUGCUCAUUUGCCCGGCUGGGGGUCCAUGCACUCAACGCAAGCUGCAUCUCCUUGUCCUCCCCAAAACACUCACAAGCAGCCCCAGCAGAUGGCAAAGAACGUUGGCACUUUUCGUGGUCUGCGACCCUUAGUGCCUUUCCCUACAAAAGCGGAAAAAGGGGCAGCACACAUCAAGCGCCAGGGUGCCUCGCCUGAAUGAAGGAUCCAGCAAGUUCAGGUGUGGCACCGCAGGGCCGUGCCAAUGCGUGGUGGCAAAUCAGAACAAAACAGACAAGGGAAUACAAAUACUCUCGGGCGGGAGGAGGGGAGUAAAGAAGAGAAGCAAGGGCUGGGACAAGUGUAGCAAAAUUAAUAAAAGGUCGUGAGCAAUUUACUCCACACAACAAGAAGAUGCACGCAUCCCUUCCCUGCGCGUCCGACUCAGCGCCCCAAUGAGCAUUACUAACCCCGCCCUAAAAUAAAAAUGCUGUGUAUCAUCUAUAGUACUUUCCAUUUCCUAGUAACAAAAUGAAAGAUGCGUCU